AUGGAUAUACAACAUACUCGCAUGCUUGGUACCGAUUUGCCUCAUUUUGGUACAAUGUCGCCGGAUCAUAGAGACAGCCAUCGGAAGAGGUCUCGUCCUCAGUCUGACUACGAUGACGACGGUGGAAGCAAAAGGAGAUAUCGUGGUGAUGACAGAGACUCGCUCGUAAUCGACCGCGACGAUACUGUAUUCCGAUACCUGUGCCCGGUUAAAAAGAUUGGUAGUGUCAUUGGUAGAGGAGGCGAUAUCGUCAAGCAACUGAGGAUGGAGACUAGGUCGAAAAUUAGAAUAGGAGAGGCGAUGCCAGGAUGUGAUGAACGCGUGAUUACGAUCUACAGCCCUAGUGACGAGACCAAUGCCUCUGGAGAUGGGGAGAAAGUUCUUUCUCCUGCGCAGGAUGCGUUGUUCAGGAUCCAUGACAGAGUAGUUGCGGAUGAUGCGCAAAGCGAGGAUAGCUCUGAAGGAGAGCACCAAGUUACCGCCAGGCUGCUUGUUCCUUCGGAUCAGAUUGGAUGCAUUCUCGGGAGAGGCGGCCAAAUUGUCCAGAACAUUCGGAGUGAAACAGGUGCUCAGAUUCGCAUCAUCAAGGACCGAAACAUGCCUCUAUGUGCCUUGAGUUCAGAUGAGCUCAUUCAGAUAUCUGGAGAAGUGCUUAUUGUUAAGAAGGCUCUGCAUCAGAUUGCCUCUCGCCUCCAUGACAAUCCCUCACGUACUCAGAACCUACUUUCUUCUGCAAGUUCCGGUGGGUAUCCUUCUGGUUCACUCAUGAGUUCUCGAAUUGUGGGGAUAGCACCGCUGAUGGGUUCCUAUGGAGGAUACAAGAGCGAUGCAGGAGAUUGGUCACGCCCUCUAUACCAAGCUCCUAGACAUGAGCCACCGGCAACUGAUUUCUUUAUUCGGCUAGUUUCCCCAGUUGAAAACAUUGCAAGUGUUAUUGGUAAAGGUGGAGCUCUAAUCAAUCAGCUUCGACAGGAAACCAGAGCAACCAUUAAAGUUGAUAGCACCAGAACUGAAGGAAACGAUUGUCUGAUAACUAUAUCAGCAAGAGAGGUUUUUGAGGAUGCGUAUUCCCCAACCAUAGAAGCAGCUAUGCGGCUGCAACCAAAAUGCAGCGACAAGGUGGAAAGAGAUUCUGGAAUUGUUUCAUUCACCACUCGUCUUCUUGUGCCAAGUUCUAGGAUUGGUUGUCUUCUUGGUAAAGGAGGAGCUAUUAUAACUGAGAUGAGAAGAAUGACCAAAGCUAACAUCCGCGUACUAGGGAAAGAAAAUCUUCCAAAAGUUGCAUCUGAAGAUGAUGAGAUGGUUCAGAUUUCUGGAGAACUUGAUGUUGCCAAGGAAGCUCUCAUUCAAAUUACAUCAAGAUUAAGAGCCAACGUUUUUGACCGGGAAGGAGCUGUUUCUGCACUUAUGCCGGUCUUGCCUUAUGUUCCUGUUGCAGCAACAGAUGCUGUUGAUAGAUUGGACUAUGAUAGAAGAGAUAGCAGAAGACCUGAACGUGGAAAUCCUUAUCCUGGAGGCUAUGGGUCAAGUGGCUUGUCUGCUGAAGGUUAUUCGCCUUAUGGUGCGCCGGUUGGUGGUAGUAGUAGUACUCCAUAUGGAGUUUAUGGAGGUUAUGCAUCUGGACGCAGUGGCAGUUCUGGAACAUCGGUAUCAGGUUAUCCAGUCAUUCCUCUACCUAUCGACGCAGAAACUACGACCACUAGAAGCUAUUGGUUGGUGAUUAAAAAGAUUCUGAUACACUGCUUUUUUCCCUUUGUGAACUUUUUCCCCGUCCCAAUAAAACAGUGUGAGAUCCUGAAGCCUGAAGCGAACCCCCCACAGCCCACAGUUGAAGCCUUAUCACCAAACAAGAUGACAAAGCUGAACCACCAAACUCAACCUAGGAGAACCCGAUUACUUAUGGAUGAGAUAUUAAAGUUUGUUUCCAUGUCCGCUUGUGACCAAAAUACUUCCAAGCUCCUACCCCAUGCUUAA
Molecule: messenger RNA, 1974 nt
Organism: Thlaspi arvense
Lineage: Eukaryota; Viridiplantae; Streptophyta; Magnoliopsida; Brassicales; Brassicaceae
Source: the annotation of a GenBank genome assembly